This is a messenger RNA of Sorex araneus (European shrew), 1476 nucleotides long. RefSeq names its product cytochrome P450 2B11-like. Gene Ontology annotation, cellular component: intracellular membrane-bounded organelle; cytoplasm. The coding region runs from base 1 to 1476 and encodes 491 amino acids. The transcript is spliced from 9 exons. NCBI's taxonomy places the organism in Eukaryota, Metazoa, Chordata, Mammalia, Eulipotyphla, Soricidae. Gene Ontology annotation, molecular function: heme binding; oxidoreductase activity, acting on paired donors, with incorporation or reduction of molecular oxygen, reduced flavin or flavoprotein as one donor, and incorporation of one atom of oxygen; iron ion binding. Gene Ontology annotation, biological process: xenobiotic metabolic process. The record is from RefSeq and is a predicted model, not a curated record.
AUGAUGCUUAGUGUAAUCCUCCUCCUGGCGGUCCUCACAGGACUGUUGUUCCUCAUGGCCAGGGACCGGACAAAGUCUCAUGGACGUCUCCCUCCAGGUCCCCGGCCCCUGCCCUUCUUGGGGAACCUCCUGCAGAUGGACAGAAAAGGCCUCCUCCAAUCCUUCCUGAAGAUUCGAGACCAGUAUGGGGAUGUCUUCACUGUGUACCUGGGACCAAGGCCCGUGGUCAUGCUCUGUGGGACAGAAGCCAUCCGGGAGGCUCUGGUGGACCAUGCUGAUGCCUUCUCUGGCCGGGGGAGAAUCGCUGUGAUUGAGUCAAUAUCCCAGGGAUAUGGUGUAAUCUUUGCUAAUGGUGAACGUUGGAAGGUCCUUCGGCGAUUCUCUCUGGCCACCAUGAGGAACUUUGGGAUGGGAAAGCGGAGCGUGGAGGAACGGAUCCAGGAGGAGGCUCAGUGUCUGGUGGAGGAGCUGCGGAACACCAAGGGAGCCCUCAAGGAUCCCACAUUCUUCUUCCACUCCAUCACCGCUAACAUCAUCUGCUCCAUCGUCUUUGGGGAACGUUUCUCCUACCGAGAUCCAGAGUUCCUGCAUCUGUUGGAUGUGUUCUUCCAAACCUUUGCUCUCAUCAGCUCCUUCUCCAGCCAGGUGUUUGAGCUCUUUUCUGGCUUCUUGAAGUACUUCCCUGGCUCCCACAGGCAGAUCUAUGAAAACUCACUACUUAUCAUAGACUUCAUCAACCGCAAUGUGGAGAAGCACCGCGAGACUCUGGACUGCACCGCUCCCCGAGACUUCAUUGAUGCCUACCUGAUCCGCAUGGACAAAGAGAAAUCCGAUCCCAAUUCUGAGUUCCACCAUCAGAACCUCAUCAUCAGUGUGCUCUCGCUCUUCUUCGCUGGCACGGAGUCCACCAGCACCACACUCCGUUAUGGAUUCCUGCUCCUGCUCAAAUACCCCCAAAUCACAGAGAGAGUCCAGAAAGAGAUUGACCAGGUGAUUGGCUCAUACCGUGCUCCUGCCCUUAAUGACCGAGCCAACAUGCCAUACACGGAUGCUGUCAUCCACGAGAUUCAGAGAUUUGCAGACCUGCUUCCCAAUAGUUUGCCUCACAUUGUCACCAAGGACACACACUUCCGAGGGUAUCUCAUCCCGAAGGGCACUGAAGUGUAUCCCAUUUUGAACUCUGCUCUCAAUGACCCACAUUACUUCGAGAAACCAGAAACCUUCAACCCUGACCAUUUUCUGGAUGCCAAUGGGGCAUUGAAGAAGAAUGACGCAUUCAUGCCCUUUUCUAUAGGGAAGCGCAUUUGUCUUGGAGAAGGCAUCGCCCGUGCAGAAUUAUUCCUCUUCUUCACCACCGUCCUGCAGAACUUCAAUGUGACCACCAACAUGACCCCUGAGGAUAUCGACAUCACCCCCAUGGAGUGUGGUGUGGGAAAACUGCCUCAACCAUAUAAGAUCCGAUUCCUGCCCCGCUAG